GAUGAAAAGAAAGCAAUCCUGUCGGUUACUGCUUAGUGCUAAGCACAUCCAGCGGGUAAAGUUCCUUAAAAUGCUCUGCAAAGAAAUUGGCACUUUUCAUUAAAUCAGAAAUUUUACUUUUUUCCCCUCCUGGGAGCUAAAGAUAUUUUAAAGAAGAAUUAACCUUUUGCUUCUUCAGUUGAACAUUUGUGGCAAUAAGUCAUGCAAAUAGAGCUCUCCACCUGCUUCUUUCUGUGCCUUUUGCGAUUCUGCUUUAGUGCCACCAGAAGAUACUACUUGGGUGCAGUGGAACUGUCAUGGGACUAUAUGCAAAGUGAUCUCGGUGAGCUACCUGUGGACACAAGAUUUCCUCCUAGAGUGCCAAGAUCUUUUCCAUUCAACACCUCAGUCAUGUACAAAAAGACUGUGUUUGUAGAAUUCACGGAUCACCUUUUCAACAUCGCUAAGCCAAGGCCACCCUGGAUGGGUCUGCUGGGUCCUACCAUCCAGGCUGAGGUUUAUGACACAGUGGUCAUUACGCUUAAGAACAUGGCUUCCCAUCCUGUCAGUCUUCAUGCUGUUGGUGUAUCCUACUGGAAAGCUUCUGAGGGAGCUGAAUAUGAUGAUCAGACCAGUCAAAGGGAGAAAGAAGAUGAUAAAGUCUUUCCUGGUGGAAGCCAUACAUAUGUCUGGCAGGUCUUGAAAGAGAAUGGUCCAAUGGCCUCUGACCCACUGUGCCUUACCUACUCAUAUCUUUCUCAUGUGGACCUGGUAAAAGACUUGAAUUCGGGCCUCAUUGGAGCCCUACUAGUAUGUAGAGAAGGGAGUCUGGCCAAGGAAAAGACACAGACCUUGCACAAAUUUGUACUACUUUUUGCUGUAUUUGAUGAAGGGAAAAGUUGGCACUCGGAAACAAAGAACUCCUUGAUGCAGGAUAGGGAUGAUGCAUCUGCUCGGGCCUGGCCUAAAAUGCACACAGUCAAUGGUUAUGUAAACAGGUCUCUACCAGGUCUGAUUGGAUGCCACAGGAAAUCAGUCUAUUGGCAUGUGAUUGGAAUGGGCACCACUCCUGAAGUGCACUCAAUAUUCCUCGAAGGUCACACAUUUCUUGUGAGGAACCAUCGCCAGGCCUCCUUGGAAAUCUCGCCAAUAACUUUCCUUACUGCUCAAACACUCUUGAUGGACCUUGGACAGUUUCUACUGUUUUGUCAUAUCUCUUCCCACCAACAUGAUGGCAUGGAAGCUUAUGUCAAAGUAGACAGUUGCCCAGAGGAACCCCAACUACGAAUGAAAAAUAAUGAAGAAGCGGAAGACUAUGAUGAUGAUCUUGCUGAUUCUGAAAUGGAUGUGGUCAGGUUUGAUGAUGACAACUCUCCUUCCUUUGUCCAAAUUCGCUCAGUUGCCAAGAAGCAUCCUAAAACUUGGGUACAUUACAUUGCUGCUGAAGAGGAGGUCUGGGACUAUGCUCCCUCAGUCCUCGCCCCUGAUGACAGAAGUUAUAAAAGUCAGUAUUUGAACAAUGGCUCUCAGCGGAUUGGUAGGAAGUACAAAAAAGUCCGAUUUAUGGCAUACACAGAUGAAACCUUUAAGACUCGUGAAGCUAUUCAGUAUGAAUCAGGAAUCUUGGGACCUUUACUUUAUGGGGAAGUUGGAGACACACUGUUGAUUAUAUUUAAGAAUCAAGCAAGCAGACCAUAUAACAUCUACCCUCACGGAAUCACUGAUGUCCGUCCUUUGUAUUCAAGGAGAUUACCAAAAGGUGUAAAACAUUUGAAGGAUUUUCCAAUUCUACCAGGAGAAAUAUUCAAAUAUAAAUGGACAGUGACUGUAGAAGAUGGGCCAACUAAAUCAGAUCCUCGGUGCCUGACCCGCUAUUACUCUAGUUUCAUUAAUAUGGAGAGAGAUCUAGCUUCAGGACUCAUUGGCCCUCUCCUCAUCUGCUACAAAGAGUCUGUAGAUCAAAGAGGAAACCAGAUAAUGUCAGACAAGAGGAAUGUCAUCCUGUUUUCUGUAUUUGAUGAGAACCGAAGCUGGUACCUCACAGAGAAUAUACAACGCUUUCUCCCCAAUCCAGUUGGAGUGCAGCUUGAGGAUCCAGAGUUCCAAGCCUCCAACAUCAUGCACAGCAUCAAUGGCUAUGUUUUUGAUAGUCUGCAGUUGUCAGUUUGUUUGCAUGAGGUGGCAUACUGGUACAUUCUAAGCAUUGGAGCACAGACUGACUUCCUUUCUGUCUUCUUCUCUGGAUAUACCUUCAAACACAAAAUGGUCUAUGAAGACACACUUACCCUAUUCCCAUUCUCAGGAGAAACUGUCUUCAUGUCGAUGGAAAACCCAGGCCUAUGGAUUCUGGGGUGCCACAACUCAGACUUUCGGAACAGAGGCAUGACCGCCUUACUGAAGGUUUCUAGUUGUGACAAGAACACUGGUGAUUAUUACGAGGACAGUUAUGAAGAUAUUUCAACAUACUUGCUGAGUAAAAACAAUGCCAUUGAGCCAAGAAGUUUCUCCCAGAAUUCGAGACACCCUAGCCCUAGGCAAAAGCAAUUUAAUGCCACCACAAUUCCAGAAAAUGACAUAGAGAAGACUGACCCUUGGUUUGCACACAGAACACCAAUGCCUAAAGUACAGAAUGUCUCCUCUAGUGAUUUGCUGAUGCUCUUGCGACAGAGUCCUACUCCACAUGGGCUAUCCUUAUCUGAUCUCCAAGAAGCCGAAUAUGAGACUUUUUCUGAUGAUCCAUCACCUGGGGCAAUAGACACUAAUAACAACCUGUCUAAAAUGACACACCUCAGGCCACAGCCCCAUCACAGUGGGGACAUGGUAUUUACCCCUGAGCCAGACCUCCAAUUAAGAUUAAAUGAGAAACUGGGGACAACUGUAGCAACAGAGUUGAAGAAACUUGAUUUUAAAGUUUCUAGUUCAUCAAAUAAUCUGAUUUCAACAAUUCCAUCAGACAAUUUGGCAGCAGGUAAUGAUAAUACAAGUUCCUUAGGACCCCCAAAUAUGCCAGUUCAUUAUGAUAGUCAAUUAGAUACCACUCUAUUUGGCAAAAAGUCAUCUCCCCUUAUUGAGUCUGGUGGACCUCUGAGUUUGAGUGAAGAAAAUAAUGAUUCAAAGUUGUUAGAAUCAGGUUUAAUGAAUAGCCAAGAAAGUUCAUGGGGAAAAAAUGUAUGGUCAACAGAGAGUGGUAGGUUAUUUAAAGAGAAAAGAGCUCAUGGACCUGCUUCGUUGACUAAAGAUAAUGCCUUAUUCAAAGUUAGCAUCUCUUUGUUAAAGAUAAACAAAACUUCCAAUAAUUCAGCAACUAAUAGAAAGACUCACAUUGAUGGCCCAUCAUUAUUAGUUGAGAAUAGUCCAUCAGUCUGGCAAAAUAUAUUAGAAAGUGAUACUGAGUUUCAAAAAGUGACACCUUUGAUUCAUGACAGAAUGCUUACAGACAAAAAUACUACAGCUUUGAGGCUAAAUCAUAUGUCAAAUAAAACUACUUCAUCGAAAAACAUGGAAAUGGUCCAACAAAAAAUAGAGGGCCCCAUACUACCAGAUGCAGAAAAUCCAGAUAUGUCAUUCUUUAAGAUGCUAUUCUUACCAGAAUCAGCAAAUUGGAUACAAAGGACUCAUGGAAAGAACUCCCUGAACUCUGGGCAAGGCCCCAGUCCAAAACUAUUCAUAUCCUUAGGACCAGAAAACUCUGUGGAAGGUCAGAAUUUCUUGUCUGAGAAAAAUAAAGUGGUAGUAGGAAAGGGUGAACUUACAAAGGACGUAGGACUCAAAGAGAUAGUUCUUCCAAGCAGCAGAAACCUAUUUCUUACUAACUUGGAUAAUUUACAUGAAAAUAAUACACACAAUCAAGAAAAAAAAAUUCAGGAAGAAAUAGAAAGAAAGGAAACAUUAAUCCAAGAUAAUGUAGUUUUGCCUCAGAUACAUACAGUGACUGGCACUAAGAAUUUCAUGAAGAACCUUUUCUUACUGAGCACUAGGCAAAAUGUAGAAGGUUCAUAUGAGGGGGCAUAUGCUCCAGUACUUCAAGAUUUUAGGUCAUUAAAUGAUUCAACAAAUAGAACAAAGAAACACAUGGCUCAUUUCUCAAAAAAAGGGGAGGAAGAAAACUUGGAAGGUUUGGGAAAUCAAACCAAGCAAAUUGUAGAGAAAUAUCCACACACCACAAGGAUAUCUCCUAAUCCAAGCCAGCAGAAUUUUGUACGUGGUAAGAGAGCUUUGAAACAAUUCAGACUCCCACUAGAAGAAACAGAACUUGAAAACAGGCUAAUUGUGGAGGACACCUCAACCCAGUGGUCCAAAAACAUAAAACAUUUGACCCCAAGCACCCUCACACAGAUAGACUACAAUGAGAAGGAGAAAGGAGCCAUUACUCAGUCUCCCUUAUCAGAUUGUCUUACGAGGAGUCAUAGCAUCACUCAAGCAAAUAGAUCUCCAUUACCCAUUGCAAAGGUAUCAUCAUUUCCAUCUAUUAGACCUAUAGAUCUGACCAGGGUCCUAUUCCAAGACAACUUUUCUCAUCUUCCAGCACCAUCUUACAGAAAGAAAGAUUCUGGGGUCCAAGAAAGCAGUCAUUUCUUACAAGGAGUCAAAAAAAAUAACCUUUCUUUAGCUAUUCUAACCUUGGAGAUGAUUGGUGAUCAAAGAGAGGUUGGCUCCCUGGUGACAAGUGCCACAAAUUCAGUCAUGUACAAGAAAGUUGAGAACACUGUUUUCUUGAAACCAGGCUUGCCCGAAACAUCUGGCAAAGUUGAAUUGCUUCCAAAAGUUCGCAUUUAUCAGAAGGACCUUUUCCCUACAGAAACUAGCAGUGGGUCUCCUGGCCAUCUGGAUCUCGUGGAAGGGAGCCUUCUUCAGGAAACAGAGGGAGCGAUUAAGUGGAAGGAAGCAAAUAGACCUGGAAAAAUUCCCUUUCUGAGAGGAGCAACAGAAAGCUCUGCAAAGACUCCUUCCAAGCUAUUGGGUCCUCUUGCUUGGGAUAACCAUUAUGGUACUCAGAUACCAAAAGAAGAGUGGAAAUCCCAAGAGAAGUCACCAGAAAACACAGCUUUUAAGAAAAAGGAUACCAUUUUCCUCCUGAACCCUUGUGAAAGCAAUCAUACAAUAGCAGCAAUAAAUGAGGAACAAAAUGAGCCCCAGAUAGAAGUCACCUGGGCAAAGCAAGGUGGGACUGAAAGGCUGUGCUCUCAAAACCCACCAGUCUUGAAACGUCAUCAAAGGGAAAUAACUCUUAAUACUCUUCAGUCAGAUCAAGAGGAAAUUGACUAUGAUGAUACCAUCUCAGUUGAAAUGAAAAAGGAAGAUUUUGACAUUUAUGGUGAGGAUGAAAAUCAGAGCCCCCGCAGCUUUCAAAAGAAAACACGACACUAUUUUAUUGCUGCAGUGGAGCGGCUCUGGGAUUAUGGGAUGAGUAGUUCCCCGCAUGUUCUAAGAAACAGGGCUCAGAGUGGCAGUGUCCCUCAGUUCAAGAAAGUUGUUUUCCAGGAAUUUACUGAUGGCUCCUUUACUCAGCCCUUAUACCGUGGAGAACUAAAUGAACAUUUGGGACUCCUGGGGCCAUAUAUAAGAGCAGAAGUUGAAGAUAAUAUCAUGGUAACUUUCAAAAAUCAGGCCUCUCGUCCCUAUUCCUUCUAUUCUAGCCUUAUUUCUUAUGAGGAAGAUCAGAGGCAAGGAGCAGAACCUAGAAAAAAUUUUGUCAAGCCUAAUGAAACCAAAACUUACUUUUGGAAAGUGCAACAUCAUAUGGCGCCCACUAAAGAUGAGUUUGACUGCAAAGCCUGGGCUUAUUUCUCUGAUGUUGACCUGGAAAAAGAUGUGCACUCAGGCCUGAUUGGACCCCUUCUGGUCUGCCACACUAACACACUGAACCCUGCUCAUGGGAGACAAGUGACAGUACAGGAAUUUGCUCUGUUUUUCACUAUCUUUGAUGAGACCAAAAGCUGGUACUUCACUGAAAACAUGGAAAGAAACUGCAGGGCUCCCUGCAAUAUCCAGAUGGAAGAUCCCACUUUUAAAGAGAAUUAUCGCUUCCAUGCAAUCAAUGGCUACAUAAUGGAUACACUACCUGGCUUAGUAAUGGCUCAGGAUCAAAGGAUUCGAUGGUAUCUUCUCAGCAUGGGCAGCAAUGAAAACAUCCAUUCUAUUCAUUUCAGUGGACAUGUGUUCACUGUACGAAAAAAAGAGGAGUAUAAAAUGGCAGUGUACAAUCUCUAUCCAGGUGUUUUUGAGACAGUUGAAAUGUUACCAUCCAAAGCUGGAAUUUGGCGGGUGGAAUGCCUUAUUGGCGAGCACCUACAUGCUGGGAUGAGCACACUUUUUCUGGUGUACAGCAACAAGUGUCAGACUCCCCUGGGAAUGGCUUCUGGACACAUUAGAGAUUUUCAGAUUACAGCUUCAGGACAAUAUGGACAGUGGGCCCCAAAGCUGGCCAGACUUCAUUAUUCCGGAUCAAUCAAUGCCUGGAGCACCAAGGAGCCCUUUUCUUGGAUCAAGGUGGAUCUGUUGGCACCAAUGAUUAUUCACGGCAUCAAGACCCAGGGUGCCCGUCAGAAGUUCUCCAGCCUCUACAUCUCUCAGUUUAUCAUCAUGUAUAGUCUUGAUGGGAAAAAGUGGCAGACUUAUCGAGGAAAUUCCACUGGAACCUUAAUGGUCUUCUUUGGCAAUGUGGAUUCAUCUGGGAUAAAACACAAUAUUUUUAACCCUCCAAUUAUUGCUCGAUACAUCCGUUUGCACCCAACUCAUUAUAGCAUUCGCAGCACUCUUCGCAUGGAGUUGAUGGGCUGUGAUUUAAAUAGUUGCAGCAUGCCGUUGGGAAUGGAGAGUAAAGCAAUAUCAGAUGCACAGAUUACUGCUUCAUCCUACUUCACCAAUAUGUUUGCCACCUGGUCUCCUUCAAAAGCUCGACUUAACCUCCAAGGAAGGAGUAAUGCCUGGAGACCUCAGGUGAAUAAUCCAAAAGAGUGGCUGCAAGUGGACUUCCAGAAGACAAUGAAAGUCACAGGAAUAACUACUCAGGGAGUAAAAUCUCUACUUACCAGCAUGUAUGUGAAGGAGUUCCUCAUCUCCAGCAGUCAAGAUGGCCAUCACUGGACUCUCUUUUUUCAGAAUGGCAAAGUAAAGGUUUUUCAGGGAAAUCAAGACUCCUUCACACCUGUGGUGAACUCUCUAGACUCACCAUUACUGACUCGCUACCUUCGAAUUCAUCCCCAGAGUUGGGUGCACCAGAUUGCCCUGAGGAUGGAGGUUCUGGGCUGCGAGGCACAGGAGCUCUACUGAGAGUGGCCACUGCAGCACCUGUCAGUGCCUGCACCCCUCCCUCCUCAGCUCCAGGGCAGUGUCCCUUCCUGGCUUGCCUUCUACCUUUGUGCUGACCUUCGGUUUACUUCCUGCCCCACAUUGUCCAUGGCCCCAUUAUUUUGCUAUGUAUUUAAACUAUACAGUCCUAGCAGACACUGCCUUGAAGCCUCCCGAAUUAACUAUCAUUAAUCCUGCAUUUAUUUGGUGGGGGGCCAGGAGGGUGCAUCCAAUUUAACUUAACUCUUACCUAUUUUCUGCAGCUGCUCCCAGAUUAUUCCUUCCUUCCAAUGUAACCAGGCAAAAAGUGGUUUUUGCUUCCUUACACAUAGACAUAAUUAUGUUAUUUGGUCAUGAGGGGCACAUUCUUAUCUCCAAAACUAGCAUUCUUAAACUGAGAAUUAUAGAUGGGGUUCAAGAAUCCCUAAGUUUCCUGAAAUUAUAUAGGGCAUUCUGUAUAAAUGCAAAUGUGCAUUUUUCUGAUGAGUGUCCAUAGAUUUAAUCUCAGAAAGAUGCAGACAUAAAACCAUUUGGUCUUAACUCUGACCAAUAAAAAAUAAGUCAGGAGGAUGGAAUUGUUGAAAGCUUUGAAACAAAAUAACUAUGUCAUCUUGAAAUUUGUGAUGGCCAAGAAAGAAAAUGAUGAUAAUAGGCUUCUAAGGACAUAUAUUUCAUAUUUCUGUAGAAAUAUGAGGAAAAUCCAUGGUUAUCUUGGAUAGGAAAUACAAACUUUGUAUUUUGUAUUUGGCCUACUUUGUAAUAAAGGAAGAUGGAUUUUGUAAAUCUUUGAGGUAGUGCCACAUAAAGUCCUAAAGAUCUAGCAAAUUCUUUGAAAAUCAUAAAUUUCCAUAAUGAAUCCUGGGGGGACAGGAAGAAACAGAACAGAUAGCAAACAGUUCAAAACUUUGUUGACAUCUGCUGUACUAAGAGGCACAUGCCCUGAGAUAGGAGUUCAACAGACUCUGCAGAUAAAACAGGAUGCAGUAAAGAAGCUGGCCAAACCUGCCAAAACCAAGAUGGCAACAAAAGCUGCCUCAGGUGGUCCUCACUGCUCGUUAUACACUAAUCAUAACGCAUUAGCAUGCUAAAAGACAUUACCACCAGCACCACGACAGUUUACAAAUGCCAUGGCAACAUCCAGAAGUUACUGUACAUAGACUGAAAGGAAGAGGAACCCUCAGUUCCAGGAAUUCCACACCCCAUUCCUGGAAAACUCAUAAAUAAUCCACCCCUUAUAUAGCAGGUGAUCAAGAAAUAAUCAUAAAAAUAGCCAACCAGCCUAUGGAGUAGCCACCCUUUCAUCCUUUUAUGUGUUAAUAAUUUGCUCUCACUUAAGUCUGUCAGCUCGCUCUUGAAUUCCUUCCUGUGCAAAGCCAAGAACCUAUGUGACUUCUCAAGUUGAACCCCAGCUUUGAGGUUCGCCCUGUGACACAACACAACAACAGCAUAGUCUGCCCCUAUGAGUGCUUACUGUGCUAUAAUAAUGCACUCAGUUUACUCUCUCCCUUUACUAAUUUCCUGCUGCUAAAAAUAACACAACAAAAAUGUAAUGGGAAAUUUUAUACCAUGACUGAAAACUAGAGUCCCACGCACAUAGUUGAAGUAUCAAGGAGGUCAGAAGAAAACUGCCAUGUCACCACACAAUAGGAUUCCCCAUCUUGCCCUCCACCCCAAUAAGAUUGCGAACGGUUUACUGCUCCUUCCAUCUGCCUGACCCCUUCACUAAGACUACACAGAAUCUCCUGAUUUAGUAAAGGGGACUGGAGGCAAGGAUAAGUUACAGCAGUUGGAGGAGAUUGCAACCUAGGGCAAUUUGAAAAUAGGAGAUCCUAAUAUGAAAGAAAAAUGGAUCCCAAUCUGAGAAAAGGCAAAAGAAUGGCUACUUAUUUUCUAUGCUGGAGUAUUUUCUAAUAAUCCUGCUUGACCCUGAGCUGACCGCUUUGGAAACUAUAACGUAGCUGUCACAGUAUAGUCACAAUCCACAAAUGAUAAAGGUGAAAAUGGUUUAUAGCCCUGUGAAGUUCUUAACGUUUAGAGGCUAACUUACAGAAAUGAAUAAGUUGUUUUGUUUUAUAGCCCAGUAGAAGAGUUAACCCCAAAGGUGAUAUGGUUUUAUUUCCUGUUAUGUUUAACUUGGCAAUCUUGUUUUGGCAUUCUUUUCCCAUUGACUAUAUACAUCUCUAUUUCUCAAAUGUUCAUGGAACUAGUUAUUUUAUUUUCCUGCUGUUUUCUUCAGUAAUGAGUUAAAUAAAACAUUGACACAUACAAACAAA
This is a messenger RNA of Rhinopithecus roxellana (golden snub-nosed monkey), 9542 nucleotides long. RefSeq names its product coagulation factor VIII (gene F8). Lineage: Eukaryota; Metazoa; Chordata; Mammalia; Primates; Cercopithecidae. The record is from RefSeq and is a predicted model, not a curated record. The transcript is spliced from 26 exons. Bases 202 to 7251 code for a protein of 2349 amino acids. Gene Ontology annotation, molecular function: copper ion binding; oxidoreductase activity.